Messenger RNA from Tuber aestivum (summer truffle), 513 nucleotides. The record is from the annotation of a GenBank genome assembly. NCBI's taxonomy places the organism in Eukaryota, Fungi, Ascomycota, Pezizomycetes, Pezizales, Tuberaceae.
GAGAUCUUCGGGACGAUGCACACAUUGUGGUUUUCACCGGAUGGGGAGUAUCUUGCUUUCUUGAAGUUUAAUGAGACGGAAGUGCGCUUUACAUUCAUGUUUUCUAUUAAACCCAAUGGGGUUGAUACUAAGCUAGGUGAAUAUAGGUACCAACAUAUACCAUACCAUACUACAUAGCUAGGCAACAGGUUACCCCACCUUACCCCGUUGAGCUCCGUAUCAAGUAUCCUAAAACAGGAGAGAAAAACCCCACGGUUACCUUUCAUCUUCUUGAGGUUAACAAGCCGUCUGCCCUGAGAAAGAUUAACGUUCAGGCUUACACUCCGGAUAACUUGAUCAUUUCCGAGGUUGCCUGGGUGGCAGAGAAGCAUGAGAGUGUCAUCAUCCGCGCGCGGAACAGGGUACAAGAUAUGGAAAAGUUGGUUUUGGUUGAUGUUGAGAGCGGUAAUGCACGGGUUGUGAGGGAGAGGGAUGGUACGGAUGGGUGGUUGGAGAAUUAUCUUGCUAUCACUU